This is a messenger RNA of Staurois parvus, 534 nucleotides long. Lineage: Eukaryota; Metazoa; Chordata; Amphibia; Anura; Ranidae. The record is from the annotation of a GenBank genome assembly.
UCGGGCAACAGACAGCAACCUACCACUGGGCAGGGGCCUCGGGGACUCAACGGGACUCUAGCUGUGGAGGCUGGCCACAGCACAGCUCCCACCCAGCUUUCUAGGGUCAUUGGGUUCACGGGGACUCAACAGGUAGCGAUGGCUCAAGCACUCAGGGGCACCACAGGUAGCUAUACUCUGGGCAUGCCAUCAGGACACGGGUGGUCAGUGCACACACAGCGGGGCGGUUCGGAACACGGGUGGUCGGUGCACACAUCGGGGACAGUUCAGGACACGGGUGGUCAGUGCACACAGCAGGAACAGUUCAGGACACGGGUGGUCAGUGCACACAGCGGGGACAGUUCAGGACACGGGUGGUCAGUGCGCACAACAGGAACAGUUCAGGACACGGGUGGUCAGUGCGCACAACAGGAACAGUUCAGGACACGGGGUGGUCAGUGCACGCAACAGGAACAGUUCAGGACACAGGUGGUCAGUGCGCACAACAGGAACAGUUCAGGACACAGGUGGUCAGUGCGCACAACAGGAACAGUU